Adineta steineri is the source of this 8091-nucleotide messenger RNA. The record is from the annotation of a GenBank genome assembly. NCBI's taxonomy places the organism in Eukaryota, Metazoa, Rotifera, Eurotatoria, Adinetida, Adinetidae.
AUGUGGUUUGAAGGAUCUAACACACCAAACAAAACCAUUUCUGGUGGUUUAUCAUCACCAUUUAGUGUAUUUGUUACUAGUAAUGGUGAUAUUUAUGUCGAUAACGGUGUUAAUGGUCGAGUAGACAAAUGGAUGUCGAAUGCAACAAACAGUGUGCCUGUUAUGCCUGUCAGUGCAUCAUGUUUAGGCAUCUUUAUAGAUAUUAACAAUACUCUAUACUGUUCCAUACAAGAUUCUCACCAAGUCGUUAAAAAGCCACUUAAUAAUAACGCAAGUACACCCAUUGUUGCUGCUGGCACAAAAUGUGCAGGUCCAGCGUCUAAUAUGCUUUAUUACCCUCAAGGAAUAUUUGUUGACAAUAACUUUAAUUUGCUUGUGGCAGAUAGUAGCAAUAAUAGAAUUCAACAAUUUAAAUUAAAUGAAUUAAAUGGAAAAACUAUUGUAGGAAAUGGUGCAACACAAGAUAUUAGCUUAAAUUGUCCCAGUAGUGUUGUACUAGAUGCCGAUGGUUACUUAUUUAUUGUCGAUGGUGGUAAUAAUAGAAUUAUUGGAUCAGAUUCCAACGGUUUUCGAUGUUUAGUUGCAUGCAAUGGUCUUGGUUCAACAUCGAGUCAACUAAAUGGUCCUGGACUGCUUAGUUUUGAUAGCUAUGGAAACAUGUUCGUUGCGGAUUGGGGAAACAACAGAAUUCAGAAGUUCAAUAUAGCAACUAACGCUUGUGAUGUAAGUGCGGCUACAACAUUAUCAUCAACACCAUAUGAAAGAUCAUCAUACACUAUACAAUCAAUAAUGGCAUCGACAUCAAGUUCAAGUUCAUCUUAUCGUAGAGUUAUUUCUUACAAUCAACCGGUAUAUGGAGCACUUGCUUCGUGGAAUUCAACAGCUUUAACUUUUGCAAAUGUUAACAAGAUUGGUUCAAAUGCAUCUGCCAUUUUUAUUGAUUCUAACAACACUCUUUAUAUUGCCUGCUCAGGUUUAAAUCAAAUUCAAAUAUGGCGUGAAGGAAGCAAUCAAUCAACAAAAAACAUAUCUACAGGUAUAUCAUCUCCAGUCAGUAUUUUCGUUACUAACAAUGGAGAUAUUUAUGUUAAUAAUGAUCAACAAUAUGGUGAAGUAGAUAAGUGGGUAUUAAACGCAGGAAACGGUAUUCCUAUUAUGUUCGCUAGCGAACAAUGUACUGGCCUUUUUAUUGAUAUUUAUGAUAAUAUUUACUGUUCCAUUGCCAGUCUUAGUCAAGUGAUUACAAAAUCACUGAAUGAUCCAGUACAUGAAGUAAGAAUUGUUGCUGGUUCAGGUUGCAGUGGAUCAGCAUCAAAUCAGCUUAAUUCACCAUAUGGAAUUUUUGUUGAUAUUAAUCGCAAUUUGUAUGUAGCAGAUACUAGUAACAAUCGAAUUCAAUAUCUUACACCAGGCAGUUUGAAUGGAACAACAAUAGUAGGAGGUUCUUCAUCACACCCCGUCGGCAUACAACUCAUAAAUCCAACGGAUAUUGUACUUGAUGGUAAUAAUUACUUAUUCAUUGUAGAUUCUGGUCAAAAUCGUAUUGUUGGACAAGGACCUAAUGGUUAUCGAUGCAUAGUUGGAUGUCCAAGUGCAACUGGUCCAUCAGCAACAUUAUCUGGACCAUCGACUAUGGCUUUCGAUACCUAUGGCAAUAUCUACGUAGCUGACAAAGGAAACAGGCGAAUUCAAAAAUUCAUUUUGGUAUCUAAUAAUUCCGAAACAACAAGUACCAUGGAGAUGACAACUGACACUUCAUCAUCAAGCAUAAUCACAAGAAUCACAGACACUACUAGUUCGUCAUCACCAACAACAACAACAACAACUACAAGCACCACUACAUCGUCAACUGAAACGACAACAACAACUGUAGGUAGCACUACAUCGUCAAGUACAACAACUACAAGUACUACCACUUUGACAUCAACAUCAACAACAGUCACUAAUGCUAAUAAUUGUCUGCCUCCUAAUAUUACAUUCUUUGGAAAUCUAUCGACUUUCGCAUCACCAUUGCAAUAUCGACGAAGUGAAAAUGUUUAUAUUAUUCCAUAUCUUCAAUUGAAUUGUAGUGCAUCACUUUCUACAAUCAUUAAAUGGACAAUUAAACAAUGUUCAUCGAUUUGUUCAACAGAAAUUCAACUUGAUCAAUCAAUAAUUACAACAUAUAAUGAUCUUUUUAUUCCAGCAAAUAUCUUACUGUAUGGUACUUAUGAAUUGAAACUAACUAUUACAAUGAAAGUUUAUCCCAGUAUCAAUUCUACUGCUUUUACUUAUAUCAAAAUUAUUCCAUCAAGUAUUACAGCAAAUUUAGUUCAACAUGGAACUUCAAUGAUUGUACGUGGAUAUCAACAAAAUCUUACAUUAAAUCCUGGAGAAUAUUCUGUUGAUCCUGAUACAAUUAUAUUUAAUACAAGUAAUUGGAAUUAUGAAUAUUAUUGUCGAAUCUAUGGUCUCUAUGACUUUCCAAGUAUCAAUGGAUUAUUAUUAACAAUCAAUGAUUCUAGAACUGAUCCAUUCAAUCCAUCAUGUUUAUCAAAUCAUUCAAGAAAUGGAUCUGCAUUACAAUAUGACGGACCAAUUGCAUCACGUAACUCUUCAUUGACAAUGCUUUCUGGUUCAUUCUCUUCGAAUAGAACAUAUCAAAUUAUGGUUAUAAUGACAAAUCGUCAGAGUUCUUCUAUUCAAGCUGUUGGUUAUCUUAUUGUACAUGUUGAAGAUACUAAUGUUGAAAUGAUUCUUCUUGCUUGUGUGAUUUCUACAAUGUGUAUUCCAGAUAUGGAAUAUCAAUAUAUUAAUCCAACAACACAAGUAGCAUUAUUUUCAGCUUGUGCUGAUAAUUGUGAAACAAUUGAAAAUAUAACAUGGAAUAUUUAUCAAGGAUCAAUAAAUUCAUCAACAAAUAUGACUGAAUGGAUUUUAUUUAAUCAAACGAACUCCUAUCAAAAUCUAUGGUUUUUUGGUAUGAAUACAAGUAAUUUUACAGCAACAAAUCAAUUAUUUAUUAAUAAUCCUUCAAUAAUUUAUUGGCGUUUUGAAGUUGUUUAUUUCUUUGGAUUACAAUCAAGUUCAAGUGCAAUAAAUUUUAUCAUUAAUCAACCGCCUGGAAAUGGUUCAUGUUCAAUUGAUCCAAUGAAUGGUACAACUAGUACAUUAUUUACUAUUUCUUGUCUUAAUUGGUAUGAUAAAGAUAAUAUUAAAGAUUAUUUAUUUUAUGGAUGGACAGUAGACCCAUCAGAUCAAAUAAUGCUUGGCUUUUCAUUUGUAUCAAGCAUUGAAAUGUUCUUACCUGGAACAACUGAUAAUAAUUCAUUAUUAAAUAUUGUUGUUUAUAUUCGUGAUACAUUUGAUUGUGUUACAGAAUUCAAUAUACCAUCAAUUUUUGUUCAAUCAGAUAUCAAUGUAAUAAAUAAUUCUUUUCUUCCAAUGCUUAUGAAUGGAAAUCAAAAUAGAAUUAAUCAAAUAAUUACAUCACUUUCACAACAACUCAAUCAAAUAAAUGAUCUUGCUAUUGAAACUGCUCUUACAAAUGGUGUUUCUAUUACAACAAUUUCAAUAUCAUCAUUGAAUAGUAUAACUGAACAAACAAUAUCAUCUGUCUCAUCAAAUGCUUCUGCUCUUGCUGAAUAUAAUAAACAAUUAAAUAUUUAUGCUAAUAUUCGAGAUUCUGUUGUAACAUAUAUUACAAAUUUACCUAUAACAACUGUAGAUAGUAUUAAAUUACAAGCAUCUACUUUAGCUCAAUUUACACAAGCAACAAAUCAAUUAACACGAAAUUCUUUAAUGCUUGUAUCGGAUAAAUGUUAUCAAUUGGCUUUAGCUCUACAAUCAAAGACAACAACAAUUUCUUAUGAUGAUGUUCAAACAGGAGUGACAUAUAUAACUCAAUGUGCUAACAAUAUUUUGAGCGCUGUUAAUGGUCCAUUACAACAACGAACAACUAUUCUUGAUUUAGACUGGUCUCGUGCUAAUAAUUUUCCUGCUGAUUAUGAUACUGAUUUAGAUUAUGAAUGGUCUAAUCUAAAUUUAUUUGCUGAUGGAAAUGAUUUUUCAUGGAAAACAAUUGAAAAAAAUCGAAAUAAUUAUUAUCAAAAACAAACAGCUGAUAAGAUAAAUAAUCAAAUGACAGAGACAAUUUCAUUAAUAACAAAUACUCUUAAUACUCAUUUAAAUAUUGGUCAAAAUUUUACAAUAAAUUCUUCGGAUGUAUUUUUUUCAAUUGAAACAAUAUCAAUUUUAUCUUUAUCAAAUAAAUUUAUUCAACAAAGUGGUAAUACUCAUAUUCGUAUUCCAUUCACUUUUUAUUUAACUACAAAUGAUAAUUCAUCAAUUUCACUUCGAUCAAUGACUCAACCACUUGCAUUAGCUGAUAAUAGUCAAUCAAAUACAAAUCUAUCAAGAUCAGUGUCAUUAACAAUAUUAGAUCGUUAUGGAAAUGAAAUACCUCUUCGAACAAAUCUUAAUGAAAAAAUUGAAUUAAUAAUACCUCGUGAUCCAAAUAUAAUUAUUCCAUCGAUGACUUUACAAAAUGUAACUUCAAUUCAAACGAAUUCUCAUUAUCUAACAUUUAAUCUUCAUUUUAUUAAUCUUCAACAAUUACAAUCGGAUAGUAAUCGAAGUGUUUCAUUAAUUUUUGAAAUGAAACCUUUAGAUAUCAAUCAAAGUUAUUUAUUAAUCUAUAGAUUUGAUAGUUCACCACAAUUAAAUAGUUCAAUUAAUCAAAUUGAUGGAUGGUCACUUCUUUGUCCUUCAAAUUUAACAAAUGAUACAUUUUAUAAAUAUUUUCUUAAUAAUGAACAAACAUUUGGUCAUCAAUCAAUUAUAUUUGGUUUACGAGAAUUAAAUUUAAUAGAAUAUGAAAAUUUUUGUAUAAAUCAAUCAAAUAAUAAUAAUCUACCAAUAUCAAAUGAACUAUUUAAUUUUACUUCAAAUUAUGAAUUAAGAACUUAUACAGCAUGUUGUUAUUAUUUAGAUCAAAAUUCUAUUUGGAGAACAGAUGGAAUAUUGGUUGGAUCUGAAACGAAUCAUUAUCAAACUCAAUGUUUUUCAAAUCAUUUAACAACAUUUGCAGGUGGAUUUCUUGUUUUACCAUCACCUAUUAAUUGGAAUUAUGUCUUUCAGAAUGCUGAUUUUUCGAAAAAUAAAACAAUUUAUUUAACUAUUAUUUGUAUUUGUAUACUUUAUGUAUUAAUAGUUAUCUAUGCACGUUAUAAAGAUAAAAAAGAUCUUGAAAAAUUAGGUGUAACACCAUUAUCCGAUAAUUAUUCUGCUGAUCAAUAUUUUUAUCAAAUCCUUGUUUUUACUGGUCAUCGAGCAAAUGCUGGAACAAAUUCAAAAGUUCAAUUUAUUCUUGCAGGUGAAGAAGAUGAAACAGCAGUUCGUACUUUUUCUGAUCCUCAUCGAAAAAUUUUGCAACGCGGUGGAAUCGAUGCUUUUAUUAUGGCUGUUCCAAAAUCAUUAGGAUUAUUGAAUUACAUACGUAUUUGGCAUGACAAUAGCGGUCAACGUGAUAAAGCAUCAUGGUUUCUUAAAUAUAUUAUUGUUCGUGAUCUACAGACAAUGCAAAAAUCUUAUUUUAUAUGUCAACAAUGGUUUGCUGUGGAAAAAGAUGAUGGACGUAUUGAACGAAUUUUACCAAUAGCGGGUGAAAUACAAAAACAUGAAUUUUCCUAUGUUUUAUCCAAACAAGCAUAUCAUAGUAUAACAGAAGGUCAUCUUUGGUUUUCAAUAUUUUCUCGUCCACCAUCAAAUAAAUUUACACGUGUUCAACGAUGUACUUGUUGUUUUGUAUUACUUUUUACUGCAAUGCUUUUAAAUAUUCUUUAUUAUGAUCAAACAAAUGAAACAAAAACAAAUCAGACAAGUGGAAGUUUAUCAUUUGGCCCAUUAUAUAUCAGUUCUCAACAGAUUAGUAUUGGUAUAAUUGUGGAAAUUCUUUCAUUUGUUCCAAGUUUAUUACUUGUUCAAUUCUUUCGACGAAUAUUACCUCGACAAUCAAUAAAAUCAAAUAAAAAGAAACGAUCACGAUUGAUGUUUCCUUGGUGGUGUUUAUUUUUUGCUUAUAGUUUAUCAUUUAUAUUAGUUCUGAUAUCAUCAUUUUUUAUAAUCGUUCGUGGUAUUCAAUUUGGUGAUUUGAAAACACAAAAAUGGUUAACAUCACUUAUAAGUGGUUUCUUUUCAUCAAUACUUUUAAUUCAACCAUUAAAAAUUGUUGCAUUAGCAAUUUUCUUUGCUUUCUUUAUUCGAAAAUCAGACAAAGAUAAUGAAGCAGCUGAAUAUUUGGAGGAUAAUGAUGAUUUUGAUUCAAAUCAUAAUGAAGAAUAUAUACAUUCAAGAGAAUCUCCAUUUACUUAUCGUUCACAAAUUUCUAAUGAUCGUUUAAAUGAAGGUGAAUUAGCGUGGGCUCGUGAUCAACGUUUAAAAGAAAUACGUAUGUGGACAAUUAUUCGAGAAAUUGUAUUCUAUUUCUAUUUUCUAAUACUGAUAUAUCUUAUGACUUAUAUAAAUAUGAAUUCAAAUGCUUUCUUUCAAGUCAAUCAUUUAAGAAAUUAUUUUUUAAAUACAAACCAAAUUGAUAAUGAUUAUACGAAAAUUUCUACGAUUGAUCAAUAUUGGAAUUGGUUAGAAAAUAGUUUCAUUUCAAAUAUUCGUGCUCAACAAUGGUAUAAUGGUGAUACACCUAAGAAUUUAAGUGGUUUUAUUAAUGAUAAAUCAAAUCGAUUAAUUGGUAGAGCAAUAAUGAGACAAUUACGUAUACAAUCAAGUUUAUGUCAAACACAAAUAGUAUUGAAAUGUAGCGAAGAUUAUAGUUUUUUUAAUGAAGAAAAAAAUUCUUAUAAACCUGGAUGGAUAAAUCAAACAACACAAUAUUCUAAUUCUUCGAUUGACCAAGCUUUCAUAUAUCAAACAGGAGAUGAACUUGAUCAAUACAUGUACGUUGGUGAUCUUGAAACAUACAGUUCAGGUGGUUAUAUCUAUGAAUAUCAAGGUCGUUUAUUUGAUCUUCAAAGUAAUUUAUCUGAACUUCAUCGAUUAAGUUGGAUUGAUAGUCAGACACGAGCAAUAAUUAUUCAAUUAACUUUAUACAAUCCGAAUGUUGUAUUAUUUACUUCAGUUACUUUUCUUGUUGAAUUUUUAUCAACAGGUAGUUUAAUUCCACAAUAUCGUUUUGAACCGUUAACUUUUCAAGUUUUUACAUCAACAUUUCAAUUAGUUUGUUCAAUUAUGUAUAUGUUAUUUAUAAUCUAUUAUAUGGUAUUAGAAAUAAAAACUGUAAUUAAAAUGAAAUCUUCAUAUUUUUAUCGCUUUUGGUCUUAUAUUGACGUUGGUAUUAUUGGUUGUUCAUGGGGAAUAUUAGGAGUUUAUAUAUGGCGAUAUCAAAAAUCAAUUGAUAUUGGUAAUCGUUUUAAAGAAACAAAUGGAUAUACAUUUAUUAAUUUACAAGUAGCAACAUAUAUCAAUGAUAUUUUAACUUGUUUAUUUGGGUUUUGUUGUUUUUUUGGUACUUUAAAAUUUCUUCGUUUAUGUCGAUUUCAUAAACGUUUAUCAUUAUUUACUGAAACACUUCAGCAUGCAAAAAAAGAUUUAUUUUCAUUUAUGAUUAUGUUUUUCUUUAUAUUUAUGGCUUUUCUAACACUUUUUUAUCUAUUAUUUAUGGAUAAAAUUUGGAGUUGUUCAACAUUAUUACAUACAGCACAAAUGCUUUUUGAAAUGAUGUUAAUGAAAUUUGAUGCAUAUGAAUUAACAAAUGCUGCACCAAUUCUCGGACCCAUUUGCUUCAGUUUAUUCUUCGUAUUUGUUGUAUUUAUUUGUAUGACUAUGUUUAUUACUAUUGUAAGUGAUAGUUUUCGUAUCGUUCGCAAGAAUACAAAAGUUAAUUAUAAUGAAGAUCAGGCAAUUUUCGAAUUUAUGCUUCAUAAAUUUCAACGUUGGAUAGGAUGGAGAAAAUUAUAUGACGUCGAAUCAUUUGAGCAAAGCUAUGAACAAUUGCGUGGAAAAUACUCUGAUCCAAUUGAGCAUUUUCCUAAUAAAAUAGAUCAAUUAUUAAAUGCACUCAAUCGACUUUACAUGAGUCAACAAAAUAAUAUAAAAUGA